GGGCCUCCAUUUUGUCGGUAAAGCAGGAGGCUGGUAGAAGGCGAACUGUGCUCUGUGAGUCGCUCGUGGGCAGUGUUUGAUCCGCGAAUCGUUUCUCCCUGUUAAGGGAGGGAGGUUUGGAGGUCGAGAGGGAGUCGCCGCCACCGCCCGAACUCGAAGUCGCUAGGACUUCUCUCAAACUUGUGUGCUGAGGAGACUCGAUGUUGGCCUCAGCUCCUAGGCUGAAAUCAGCAGAUUGGCUCAUGAAAACUUAUGUAUUGAGACAAAGGAAAGGAUCUAGCAGAAAGCAACAUCUCUUAUCCUGGGCUUGGCAGCAAGGAAGAGGACAAGUAGUGGAGAUCCUGCAAUCUGAGAAGCAGACUGAAAGGUGACAAAGAAGCUCAAGAUGGGUGGUGGAGAGAGGUAUAACAUUCCAGCCCCUCAAUCUAGAAAUGUUAGUAAGAGCCAACAACAGCACAACAGACAGAAGACCAAGGAUCAGAAUUCCCAGAUGAAGAUCGUUCAUAAGAAAAAAGAAAGAGGACAUGGGUACAGUCCAUCGGCAGCUGCAUGGCAGGCCAUGCAGAAUGGGGGAAAGAACAAGAGUCUUUCUAAUGACCCAAAUUGGAAUGGUAGCUUAACAAGUCCAAGCUUGCUUUUUAAGUCUCAGGCUAACCAGAACUAUGCUGGAGCCAAAUUUAGUGAACCACCAUCACCAAGUGUUCUCCCCAAGCCACCAAGCCACUGGGUUCCUGUUUCAUUGAACCCUUCAGAUAAGGAAAUGACAUUUCAACUUAAAACCCUACUUAAAGUACAGGUUUAAAUCUAAGUACUAAUUUUAAAUUUUGUGAUGUUCAUAUGUAGCCAUCAGUUGGUUUGACUUUAGGUAAUUUUUAUAAAACUAAUUCACAACUAUAAGCAGACAUCUGAUUUAUGUCCUAUGUACACUAUAUUAUAAUAGUGUCAUAAUUUAAGUAGCUAUUUCCACUUGGUAGUUUUGCUAACCAAAUUCAAGCUUAGAUUUGGAGAACAGUAACCAGCUUUUUAUUGUCUAGUAGGAAAACAAAAAGGAA
Arvicola amphibius (Eurasian water vole) is the source of this 1052-nucleotide messenger RNA. Its product is annotated as proline-rich nuclear receptor coactivator 2-like. The record is from RefSeq and is a predicted model, not a curated record. The transcript has a single exon. Gene Ontology annotation, cellular component: P-body; nucleus. Lineage: Eukaryota; Metazoa; Chordata; Mammalia; Rodentia; Cricetidae. Bases 386 to 802 code for a protein of 138 amino acids. Gene Ontology annotation, biological process: nuclear-transcribed mRNA catabolic process, nonsense-mediated decay.